Molecule: messenger RNA, 993 nt
Organism: Gregarina niphandrodes
Lineage: Eukaryota; Apicomplexa; Conoidasida; Eugregarinorida; Gregarinidae
Exons: 1
Source: RefSeq, a predicted model, not a curated record
AUGAAGUGUUUGAAGACGGCCUGUCCGAGUGAUGGUCCGCGCGAAGGAGUGGCAGUGGUGGCCAUAGCCACGGGCUUUACUGGUGUAGCCAGCAGAACGGUGCAAAACGUCCACCUGACCCAGAACCAAGUGACACAUCAGAAGGUGUUGGGUUAUGCACCGAUUCUAGCACACUACUCUGACCCCCGCAAGCUGGUUGAAGAACGCGCCGUUCCCGUAGGACUUGAUCACGGCGGGCUCGUCAAACUGGGUCUGAACGACAUGCGUCCCGCCUCUCUCAAAUCCGGCCAAUCAAAGGGUCGAUCAGCAGCGGUCCCAGCAGCGGUUCCAGCAGCAGGUGCUGCGGGAGCGCGGCAACAACUACUGGCCCUCAUCAAGGUCUACCGCAAAGAUCAUACGCAGCUCACAGCGUACGUGGCCAAGCGGAAACUUACUGUGAAGUCCAUCCGAAUUUUGUGGGGCACUUGGCGCUCUGCUGCCACGGACCCAAAGACCAAAGCCAUUAUGAAGCGAAUGAAACCCUACGUCCAAGCAAUCAUCAAGAGUCUCACACCCAACGUAGCUCCCGUGCCAACCUCUGGCAAUACAUCCGGCCCCACCGGGGGCAGUGGGUCAGGCGGUGGCUUCGGAACUAGCGUCGGCUUCACUGGUGGGCUCGGCGGUGGCUUCGGUGGUGGCUUCGGUGGUGGCCUCCGCGGCGGCUUCGGCGGUGGCUUUGGAACAGGUGGUGGUGGUUUCGGUGGUGGUGGUUUCAGUGGUGGUGGUUUCGGUGGUAGUGGUUUCGGUGGUGGUGGUUUCGGUGGUGGUGGUUUCAGUGGUGGCGGUUACGGAGGCGGUUACGAUGGCGGCAGUUCAGGUUUUGACGCUCUCCGUUCGGUUGCGGACCGGGAACCGGAGCAGCCGGUUGUUGAGCCGCAGCCGGUGGUUGACCCGCAGCCGGUGGUUGACCCGCAGCCGGUGGUUGAGCCGCAGCCGGUGGUUGAGCCGCAGCCG